Messenger RNA from Chlamydomonas reinhardtii, 2938 nucleotides. RefSeq lists its product as uncharacterized. The record is from RefSeq and is a predicted model, not a curated record. The coding region runs from base 318 to 2300 and encodes 660 amino acids. NCBI's taxonomy places the organism in Eukaryota, Viridiplantae, Chlorophyta, Chlorophyceae, Chlamydomonadales, Chlamydomonadaceae. The transcript has 15 exons.
CGGAGGUUCGCAGUCAUAAGCAUUAAGUAGAGCAAGGCCAAAACCUCGCACAUCGCUCGCACCUAGCAAUGUCACGCAAGAAUGUAAUAAACGUAAGAACGACUUCACUUAUUGCAGCUGCCCAGCAACUGAGCGUGAGUGAGAACGACGGCACACUGGCGUCAUCCACGACUGCCCGCCUGCCCGACAACCGCCCAUAGCCACGCAAUUGUCCAUGCAAGAAUAUAUUACUGCACUAGGUUGCCAAAGGCUUUGUUCAUAUAUACAUUUAGGUCAGUGCGUUUGUCUCCACCCCAACCGAAGAACCGUCAAAGAAGAUGGCGCGCUGGACUCGCCCCGGCGCUUCUACGAUUCUCGUGGCAUCAUGCCUCCUGCUCGCGGUGGCUGGCUCAAGCGCCCAGACCAUCCUGCAGGCCAUCCAGAGCGCCAACCUGACGCUGCUGGCCGCCGGCCUGCAGGUCGCUGAUUUGGCUACAACCCUCAACAGCACCACCGGCCCCAACAUCACCCUCUUCGCACCCUCCGACGAUGCGCUGCUCGCGAUGACCGCGGCCUUGAACACCACCCCCAACGCCCUGCUGACCCUGGGGCCCAAGGUCGCCCCCGUCUUCACCUACCACGCCAUCACCACGCCGCUCCUGGCCGCUGACAUCCCCACCGGCGACACGCCCUAUGCCACCCUAAACACCGGCCUCAACCUGACCGUGUCCAAGGCCGCCAACGGCAGCGUUGUGGUCCGCGCCCUCGGCAGCGACGCCAACGUCAUCCGCACUGACAUCACCGCGGGCGGCGCUGUUGUGCACGUCAUCGACAGUGUUCUCCUCCCCUUCUUCCUCAGUGUUGCUUCCGCCGCCACGCGUACCCCCCAGCUCAGCUCGCUGCUGAGCGCUGUGGCCAGCAACGGCCUGGCUCCGGCCCUGUCCAACCCCAACCUCAACGUCACCGUGUUCGCCCCCGUCAACGAUGCCUUCAACGCCUCCAGCGCCUAUCUGACGUCUGUGAACGCGAGCAUCACCGACGUGCUCACCUACCACGUGGCCACCUCGCGUGUGCUGAACGGCUCGGAGGUCACCGCCAGCCCCAUCACCCUCACCACCCUCAACUCGAGGGCCAACCUCACCGUCGCAAGGGAUGGCAACAACGUGGUCGUGACCCCGGUGGGCGCCACCGCCGCCACCGUGCUGGCCGCCAACAUCCCCGUCGGCCUGGACCUCACCACGGGUGGCCCCAGGACCUUUGUGCACCUGGUGAACGCCGUGCUGCUGCCGUUCUACACCACCGUGGCGAACGCCGCCGAGCGGGCCGGACUCACCACCCUCGUGGCCGCUGUCGCCGCCUCUGACCCCGCGUUCCUGGCCGCCGUGACCGACCCCACCUUCCGCGGCACCAUCCUGGCGCCCUCGAACGCCGCCUUCGCCGCAACGCUGGCCUCGCUCAACGUCACCGCAGCCCAGCUGCUGGCGGACAAGGACAACCUGCGCCGCAUCCUGAACGCCCACAUCAUCCCCAACGCCGCCGUCUUCUCCAACCAGCUGUCCAACAACCAGACCGUCAACACCACUGGCGGGGCUCUCCUGACCGUCUCCAUUGGCAACGGCAUUGUUCGUUUCAACGCCGCGAAGAGCUCGGCCAAGGUGGUGGCUGCGGACGUGUCCAUUGGCAACGGCCGCGCCGUGGUGCACGUGAUCGACCGCGUGCUGCUCCCCGCGGACCUCACCCUGCCCACCCCCUACGUCACCGUCGCCGGCGCUGCCCAGGCCGCCAACCUCAGCACCCUGCUGGCCGCCGUCACCGCCUCAGACGCCUCGUUCCUGACCACCCUUACGGACCCUGACUUCAACGGCACCGUCCUGGCGCCCACGAACGCCGCCUUCACCGCCGCGCUGACCGCGCUCGGGGUGAACGCCACCCAGCUGCUGGCGGACAAGGACAACCUGCGCCGCAUCCUCAACGCGCACAUCAUCACCCCCGGCGCCGUUCGCUCGUCCCAGCUCGUCAACAACCAGAACAUCACCACCCUCGACGGGGUCCUGACUGUGCGCAUCAACGGAACUGGGGUCUUCUUCGUCGCCGCCAAGAGCACCGCAAAGGUUGUCACGCCCGACGUCAUUGCUGGCAAUGCGGUUGUGCACACCAUUGAUUUCGUCCUCCUCCCGGCCAGCGUGACGCUGACCACUGGCGGCAGUGGCGGCGGCGGCAGCGGCGGCGGCGGCGCUGCUGGCAUGGCCUCGCCGUCCGUGCUGACGCUCCUGUCCUCGGCGCUGGCCUUCCUGGCGCUGUUCGCCUUCGGCCGCUUCUAAGACGGAUAGCACCUAGUAUGUGACAUACCUACAAAUGCGCAUGUGCACGCAUCCUGCAUUCUCAAGUAUCACGCUGACUGGACUUUGGUCAGCGUUUCACGUAACGCACAUACCCAAAAGGAGAGCGAGCGAGAAAGAGUGAGCGCCGACUGCGUGCGUGCCGCAGAGCAUUGCUGUGGCACUGAAAUGUCCGCCGUUUAUGAAUGCAUCGCGGCAAGAGAAGUCAAGCCAUGUGAGGGACUGAGUGCGGCUGCUGUCUGACAUGCCAGACACAUGCUUUGUCAGGAUUUUGCACCUGAUAUGAUUUUCGUAACCAGCGGCCAUUGCUGCUACGUGAUGAGGAAUUCGGAGACGUGUGUACGGGGUGAUGGAUACACACGGCGGCAGGCUACACUGCACCCAGCGGAGGGGCUGGCUGGGCGAGAGGGCCAUGGGCAGGGCUACGCGUGCGUGCGGUGACCGGAUACUGCGUGGCGAGAAGUUUGCGGGGAGUCCUAGAAGUGGAGCGGACAUGCGCAGUAAUGGGCAUGGGAGGCUGCAUCUGAUCGUGAAGGUGGUUGGACCGCGCACUCGGGCAAUAUGACCUCGCACUGUCCGCAGCCUGUAUAUGCAAAUGGAUAUCUUGUUACUGUCCUAGC